Nicotiana attenuata is the source of this 1431-nucleotide messenger RNA. RefSeq lists its product as uncharacterized. The record is from RefSeq and is a predicted model, not a curated record. Bases 1 to 1431 code for a protein of 476 amino acids. Lineage: Eukaryota; Viridiplantae; Streptophyta; Magnoliopsida; Solanales; Solanaceae. Gene Ontology annotation, molecular function: nucleic acid binding; zinc ion binding. The transcript has a single exon.
AUGUGGGAUAAGCUUGAAGUUACCUAUGAAUGUACCGGUAAAGUAAAAGAAAUAAGGAUAAACCGUCUGAUUCGUGAUUAUGAGUUGUUUCAAAUGAAGGAAGAUGAAUCCAUUGAAGACAUGUUUGGCCGAUUUAGCAAAAUAGUUGGAGAUCUAAAAUCCUUUGGAAGACCAUAUUCAAGUGGUGAACAAGUCAGAAAGAUUCUAAGAAGUUUACCCACCUUAUGGCAACCAAAAGUUGUUGCUCUUGAAUACGGUGAUCUCGACAAACUAUCAUGUGAUGAACUUCGUGGAGACCUUAUAGCCGUCGAGCUAACCCAUCUCAAAAAGCAUGGACAUGAAGAGAAGAAAAAGAGUGUUGUUUCUAAAUCAACUAUUGCUGAGUCUGAAAGUGAAGCCGAAGAAGAAGGAGACAAACAUGAAGAUGAUAUUGCAUUAUUUUCUAGAGUUGUCUCUAACACGACGCGAAGAAGCAAGAAAAAUGGAAGAGUCAAUUCAAGUUCUAAAAAAGGUAAUGAAAUAAGUGAGCAGAAAAACAAUGACAGAAAGUGCUACAAAUGCGGAAAUUAUGGUCACAUCCAAACCAACUGUCCAGAACUAAAAAGGAAACUAUCCAAGGGCAAUGGAAAGAGAAAAUCUUCCAGCGUAUGGAGUGAUGAAUAUAUGCCAGAUAAAAAUCAUAAUGGAGUUGCCAACCUUUGUUUCAUGGCACGAAGUGUGACAAGUGAGAAAAGAAAAUCUUUUGGUAUCUGGAGUGAUGAAGAUAUAUCAGACAACGAUCAUGAGGAAUCUACAAGCAACUCCAUCAUGGCCCCAAGUGAAACAAGUGAGGUAAGAUUUCAUGAUUGUGAUAAAUGUAAUGAACUUCAAAGUAUCAUAGAACAGGCUUUAGAAGAUAUGAGAAAAAUUCUUGAUGAGCUCAUGAAGACUAAACGGGAGAAGAAAAACCUGGGGACCCAACUUGAAGAAUAUAACAAGUUGAAAAAGGAAAAGGAAGAGUGGGAUAUUCUACUUGAAGAAUAUCAGGUUGAAAAUGACUUACUUCAAGAAGAAAAUGUGGAACUUCAUAAACAAAUGAAUAGUUUGCACAUAUCUUCCCGUCACCAUUUUGAUCGACCGAAUAAGCGGGUUCAUUUUCUUAAUAACUCCAAGUUGAAUGACAAGGGAUCUACCAGUAGACGCCCUACUUCAAACAAGUCGACUCAGGAAAGCUUCAAGUCGACUAAGGCACCUGCUGGUAAAUACUCUACUUCUUUUGUUACAUGUCACUACUGUGGUAAUUUUGGACAUAAGGCAUUUGCAUGGAAUUAUGCCAAAAGUCAUGAUAGAUCAAAAUUUGUUUGGAGACCUAAACAGUUACAUGUAUCUCCAAUUAUACAAGCUACUAACCAUGAAGUACCCAAAAAGGUUUGGGUACCAAAAACAAACUAA